AUGUCUGAAGCAAAUGCCCUGUCACAGUUCAUAUUCUCGCAACAGCUAUGGGGUCUCAACAAUUAUGCUAGUUUAGCGGCCCUCGUCGUAUGGACACUGGACUUUUGCGACACAUUGCCCCAAGAGAUCAGCUCGGUCUGGUCGAGGCAGUUCUCUCUGACCUCGGCACUCUUCGUCGUUAAUCGAUAUAGCUCCCUCUGCUACCAGGUGGUGCAGCUGACGUUCAACCUUCCAGGGCACACUACGAACGAGGCAUGUGCUCGUAUCUUUAUCGCGUCACAAACCUUCAACAUAUUAGCUUCUGCAAUCACCAGUGUGUUAUUUGCUCUGCGCGUCUUCGCCAUCUAUUCUCGAAGGACCACGUUACUUGUACUCCUCCUCGCUCCUGUUCUAGCUUCGGCCUUCUUCAUCAUCUACUACUCAACACUCGUGAGGGUGGUUUCCACAGACGGCACUCUAUUCAGUAUUCUCUCUCGAUGUGGCAUUAUCACCGCAAACGUUGAUCCGAGUUCUAUCGACCUAUAUUUGUGGACAGUUACCUAUCAGGACGCCCAUCGAGGGGUGGUCCUGGUCCGAUUGAUUGGGGGAUCAGUGCUUCCGAUCAUAUUCGACACCAUGGUGUUUGUCCUGACUCUCAGGAAGACCGUUUCCCAUGCGAUGGAGGCCCAUCAACUUGGACGUGCAUCUAUCACGCAGGUUUUGCUUCGCGAUGGCACUUUCUACUACUUCGCAUUCCUUAUGGUCGGGCUUGGGGAAGUACUUCUGAACGUGCUGAUACCGCAGUUCGCUGGGAGUCCUUUGGGAUGCAGUAUCGCGACCGGUUUCACGGUAGCGCCGACCAUCCUCGUCAAUCGCAUGGUACUCAAUCUGCGAUGCUUCUGGCAUCACCGAAACGACACCAAGCACGGGAGGCUGCCGCAUCCGAGUCUACCUAUCGAUCUUCCACGAGCCACGUCCCAUACUUUGACACAGGACGGAUGGCUUGGGGACCUAGAUGGCAAUAUGCGUAUAGACUCUAGUUCGUGGAACAAUGACGAGGAUGGCGAUAUUGAUGAGAAUGAGGACGAAGAGGUCGGCGCUGGUAGAGGUGCGCAGACGACGCUUGUUCCAGUGGUCUAUACUGCAAAUAAUAUCGAGGCCGUUUCCAUGGUGCCUUUGCAGAAGUCCGUGAAGCGUGGAGGACAUGGAACGGAGAAUUCAGGACCAUACGUAGAUCUUGGAUCAAUCAAGAAGAAAAAUAAGCAGCGAGACCCGAAUACGAGAACGGGAACGGGAACGAGACGAGACGAGAGUAAACCGAGACAGACAAAGAAUAACGAGAAAAGGACAGCGACCAAAAACGGGCCAUAA
Stereum hirsutum FP-91666 SS1 is the source of this 1350-nucleotide messenger RNA. RefSeq lists its product as uncharacterized. NCBI's taxonomy places the organism in Eukaryota, Fungi, Basidiomycota, Agaricomycetes, Russulales, Stereaceae. The record is from RefSeq and is a predicted model, not a curated record. Bases 1 to 1350 code for a protein of 449 amino acids. The transcript is spliced from 14 exons.